Molecule: messenger RNA, 1852 nt
Organism: Heterotrigona itama
Lineage: Eukaryota; Metazoa; Arthropoda; Insecta; Hymenoptera; Apidae
Source: the annotation of a GenBank genome assembly
AUGGCUGCCGUCGUCGUACGAGUUAGCGAGCAAUCCGCCAAACCACCGUCCGCGUUGAAAGACAGUUUCUGUCCCGUGACGAAACAGAUCCGGCGACACUGAUGGUCGGCCUUGGACAGAGGAGCACGAAUGUUCAACCGCAGCGAAUGUUCAACCCUCGGCGUUGUACGUGAUGUCACAUCAAUGCUGUGAAUAUCCCGGUCUCCGGAGGAGCACGACGUGCCUAACAGAACUGCCAGACGUGGCACCGUGCAACGGCACAGUGCGACUGCCACCGCCGUGCGAGGAUUCGCCAAGCAGCGGCAGCAGCAAAGACCGCAGGGAAGAGAGUCCUCGCAGAAGAUGCCGGGUGUUGGCGCCCAUCUUGCUCCUGGUGGCGGCUCUGCUUCUUGGUGGGCUUUGUCUACCAUUGCUUCUACAAUCCGCGCCUGUCACGCAUCAGCAGAGGCUGGACGUGAUCAGGAGGAUCCUCACUGAAGUGCCUCUGAUCGACGGGCACAACGAUUUGCCCUGGAACGUCAGAAAGUUCGUACACAAUCAACUGGGCGAGGUCAAUCUGAGCAGCGAUCUCGGCAGGGUUGAUCCUUGGGCCAGAUCCGACUGGAGUCACACGGACAUUCCUAGAUUACGUGCUGGUCUCGUCGGUGCACAGACAAAAGACAGAUUAUCGCGUGAAAUUCGUUGGCCAACAUGUUGUCGUAACACGGCCGACGGAAUUGGGAAUUCCGUCACGAUUCCCAGCCACUUGGAGUUUCGCUUCGGGAAUAAUAUUGGCGGGAUUGGUUACCGUUUAAUGGCACCGAAACCCGCUAACUUUCGAUUGAAACUAUUUGGUCGGCUUCGGAAGGAACGUAUCGGUAAAUCCCAAGCAAGUUUAUGUCCAGACCCGCCGGGAGUAAUCCGAAAGCGCUCAAUUAAAUUCAAAGGGAACCUGUCGAACCGGCGGGGAAGCCGAAUCUGGUCGGAAACCGAAGGGGGAGGAGGGGAGGGGGUUGCUUACAGCCGAUAUUCUGGGUGCGAAUCGAAUGCAUAAUUGCAACAGAGUGUCGAUCGAAAAAUUCCAGAUAACGCUCCAGUGUUUAAUUAAAUGCCAGAGUUACAACACGCGUUGUAAACACGCGUUACGUUCCGUAGCACGGUUUAAUUGAUGCUCCGAGCAUCAUCGUUCCCCGAUUAUUGAAUUUCCAAAUAAUUUGAUGAAAAAUUGUUUGCGAUUGAAUCGCGUAAGAAACAGGACAGGACAGGAUGCUCGUCAAUUAUUCUUUCUUUCUUUCUUUCUUCUUUUCUUUUUUUUUUCUUUUUUUUUUUUUUAUCGUUUCGCCACACAUCGCUGAUUUGUUGAACGGGUGGGUGUAUUAUUGCAAAGAGUAAAGCGAGUAAUUGAUAAUUACAUUGUUUGUGUUUAAUUGCACGAGAAAUAACGCGUUUAAUUAACAACGCGGGUUGUUGACGCUGGGUUUGUUGGCGCCCAUUUGUAUCGAUAGUUCGGUAAUAAAUGCAAACUAAUUUGGCCCGUUUGUAAUUACGUUUAAUGAAAUAUUGGAAUGGUCAACAAAUUGGAAACGGACGUUUCGAAGAUGCUGGUACUUUCGUAUCGCCAAGUAUCGACCCUCAAAUACUAUCAUUCGGUCGUAGAUUACUCGAAUAAUUUUCUAUUUUAUUUCUACGUUCUCCGUAGUAGAGAUUUCGAUAGUCGUGAUUUCUCAAUGGUUCAAUGAUGUUAAGAGUAAAUCUAUCGUAUAUCUCUGCUUUUUACCGAUUGUGAAAAGAAUACAGAAUAGCCGUUAAUUUAAUAUAGGAAACAAUAUUGAUAGCAAAUUUGUACAUUUUCAUUUCUUUUAACAAGAAUUGA